AUGCCGGGACAACCAAAUAAGAAGCAGAAGAGAGAAGAGUACCGCAACACGCUCAAUGAGAAAAAUGAAGAAGGCGCCAUGGGAGAGCUUCCCAAGAAGAAGUUUUACCGGCAACGAGCGCACGCAAACCCUUUCUCGGACCACUCUCUAGAAUACCCGGCGGAGCCUGGUUUGAUGUACUGGGCAAGUCUGUACCCGGCUUUUGCGGUGGAUGAGGAAAUGAAAGAUGCGCCCGCGCAAGCGGAAGAGCAAGAGCAAGGAGAGAAAGCGGUGGCUCGGCGCAAGACCUCCAAGCAGGUUGAGAUCGCUGACAUUGGAUGUGGCUUUGGUGGGCUUCUGUUUGCGCUUGCACCGCGCUUCCCAGAUACGCUGCUGCUAGGCAUGGAAAUCCGCACAUCGGUCACAGAAUUCGUGCAAGAGAAAGCGCGCGCGCUGCGCAACCAAAACGCCAGCUCGGGGCUGUAUCAGAACGUGGCGUGCCUGCGGGCAAACAGCAUGAAGUUCCUGCCCAACUUCUUCGUCAAGGGUCAGCUGUCCAAGAUCUUCCUCUGCUUUCCGGACCCGCACUUCAAGGCGCGCAAGCACAAGGCGCGCAUCGUCUCGACGACGCUGAACUCCGAGUACGCAUACGUGCUCCGCCCCGGCGGCAUCGUGUACACGAUCACGGAUGUCGAGGAUCUGCACAACUGGAUGGUCGAGCAUUUCACUAACCACCCGAGCUUCGAGCGCAUUCCGGACGAGGAACUCGAGAGCGACGAGUGUGUUUCGGUUAUGAUGACGGAGACGGAGGAGGGUAAGAAGGUCACGAGGAACGGUGGAAAGAAAUUUGUGGCAUGCUUCAGGCGGCCUGAGGACCCGCCAUGGCCUUGA
Messenger RNA from Aplosporella prunicola CBS 121167, 870 nucleotides. RefSeq lists its product as uncharacterized. Gene Ontology annotation, biological process: tRNA methylation; RNA (guanine-N7)-methylation. Lineage: Eukaryota; Fungi; Ascomycota; Dothideomycetes; Botryosphaeriales; Aplosporellaceae. Bases 1 to 870 code for a protein of 289 amino acids. Gene Ontology annotation, molecular function: tRNA (guanine(46)-N7)-methyltransferase activity. The record is from RefSeq and is a predicted model, not a curated record. Gene Ontology annotation, cellular component: tRNA methyltransferase complex. The transcript has 3 exons.